AAAUUGGAAGUACUCACGGUAGAUUUAGCGGACGGAACGGAAAUAGUAUCGGUACGUCGUUGUUAUGAUUCCCCUCUGACUCUUUUAUCCGAUGUCAGUGUGCUCUAUUUUCAGGUUGUGAAGGAAGUUCAGAAUGGAUGUCCUUGAUCACAUGCUGACCGACCCCCUGGACUCAGGGGAGGGCAAUGAUGGGUGCAUCACUGAAGAGUGCAUGUUGGGAAACUGUCAAGUGAGUCUUCCAGAAGACCUGCUUGAGGAUCCUGAAAUCUUCUUCUCUGUGCUGAGUGAAAGUACCUGGUCUGAAGUACUGACAGAUGACCAGAGACAGCAUCUCCGUCAACUGUUACCACACUUUCCAGAAGACAACACUACUGAGCAGGACAGCACCAUCAGCGAACUCUUCAACAAACAGAACUUCUGCUUCGGAAACCCCUUGCACCUUGCACAGAAACUGUUCCAAGAUGGCCAUUUUAAUCCAGAAGUGGUUAAGUACAGACAGCUGUGUGCCAAGUCCCAGAAAAAACGCCAGCUGAACUCGUUGCAGCAGUACUACCACAAACUCCUCAAACAGAUCCUGGUCUCUAGAAAGGAACUACUGGAGUUGGCAGUCCGCAGUGGCCCUGACAUUGCGGUGAACAGAAAGUAUCCCACCCAGACACAUGGUGAGGUGCAGGAACAGAGGGUCAGAGGAAGAGUGUGCCGGAUACUGAGGGAAGUUAAAACUGAGUGUGGAGACAGCAAUGCCUCAUCUGACGAUGAUGAUACAGCCUAUUGGCAGCCAACUCCUCAAUCUCCUUCCUCUCCAACGCCCACAGUUUCUGUUAGGGUUCUGCCCAGUCUCUCCACCCAGGACAUGAAGACCACCGAUAAGCCAGAGCUGGGAGAGAAGGACAUGAGAGCCAUGCUACGGAGACAUAGAGAGAAGAGGAGACGACAACCGGACCAUCCAGACUUGAUGACUUCUGACAUCCGCCUGGGUGACAUGAUGUCUAGAGUGAACAUAGGUCGAAAAGGCUCCAUGAUGGCGCUGUUUGACCUGGCUCUGCCCAAGAGGAAGAUGAGGGAGGAGAGGAGAAAGAAGAAGAUGAGGACAAUUAAAGUGGAGUCUGAGGAUCCCUGUGAGGCUCUGAUGCCUUCAGAAGCCCCAGCCCCAUCCGUUAACAUCACAGCUGCUCUGCCUGAGACCCCAGUCACUCCACUGUCCAGUGUCAAAGAAGAGCCGAUGGAGGAGGUGCAGAACAGCCCUGUCAUGGUGGAGGAGAUCGCUGUGAGCUUCUUCAACCUGCUGGAGAACAUCCUGAGACUAGACGGCCUCGCCAGCACCGCCAUGUUGGAGGAGAAGGUCCAACAGUGGCAGACAUCUCCAGCUAGUUCCCUGAACCCCUGGUUCUCCUCGGCCUCCUGCUGGUCAGAGAUGGUGCUGCCGGCCCUGCACUUCCUGGCUGGGGAGACUAAAGUCGGUAUGUUGGUUCUUCCCAGUGGCUUCACUCCCUAUGUGGCGUUCAGGGAAAACUCACAGCGAUGGAAAUGGAUUGGUCCCAGUCAGGAUGGAGAGAAGGAUUUGAGUGCUCUGUGUCAGCUGUGGGUCGACUCCAAGGACUUGGUUGUGGUCAAGACAGAAUGUGAAGAACUAACAGAGAUGACUUCUCCCACCCCUAGAGUCAGUUGGACUGACUUCGUGGUGCGGCCCAGCACGGGAGAUGAGAGGCAUGUUUUCCAAGUGCAGGAGCAGCAGCGGUAUGACCAGCCGCACAAAGCCUUCACCUUCAGAAUGCAUGGCUUUGAGUCUGUGGUGGGGCCUGUUAAGGGGGUCUUUGACAAGGAGAUGUCUCUCAACAAAGCCAGAGAACACACUCUGCUGCGCUCAGACCGCCCAGCUUAUGUCACCAUCCUCUCCCUGGUGCGGGACGCAGCAGCCCGGCUGCCCAACGGAGAGGGGACCAGAGCUGAGAUCUGUGAGCUGCUCAAGGACUCUCAGUUCCUGGCACCAGAUGUCACCAGUGCUCAGGUGAACACAGUUGUGAGUGGGGCUCUGGACAGGCUGCACUAUGAGAAGGACCCCUGUGUGAAGUAUGACAUCGGCCGCAAGCUGUGGAUCUAUCUGCACCGCGACCGCGGUCAGGAGGAGUUUGAGAGGAUUCACCAGGCUCAAGCUGCUGCUGCCAAGGCCAGAAAGGCUCUGCAGCAGAAACCUAAACCUGCGUCCAAGCCUAAGUCUGGAAGUAAGGAGGGGGGUGGUAAGACCCCUGGAGGCCUGGAAGCAGGUGAUGUGGGGGGUCCCAUGUCCCCAACUCCCACCACCCCCACUACCAGCACCCCUGGUACCCCCAAAUCACCCCUCGCCACUGUAGCCACAACCCCCACCAAAGCUGGGAUCCAAGAUUCAGUCAAGAACAGUCCUGGUGUUCUACUGGUGUCUCCUCCACCCAUGCCCCAGCUGGGGACCCUGUUGUCCAGCAGCCAGUCUGGCCCCCAGGUCUCUCAGCCAGCUACAUCCCAGCACACAGCCAGGAUAGUGGGCCACCAGUCAGGCUCUCUCUCACAGGUACGAGUGGUCUCUAACCAGACAGCAGGAGGACAGCAGGCCACGCUGGUGCACCAGACCCCUCAUCAGAUCAGAGUGCCGGUCACCAUGGGAACCAAGGGCAUCACACAGGCCGUGGUGUCAUUACCACUGAGGACCCAGUCUGCUGGUAGCCCCAUCCAGGUGCAGGCGUCCAGAGGGCAGACAACCCUGUCAGUGUCAGGCCUGACCACUGCUGUUACUGUAGCCAAACCUCAGACUGGCUCCCCUGGCGGCCCAGUACACAACCCUACCUCCCCCACUGUCCGACAGGGAGUCACCAGCCAGAACAUCAUCAAACAGGUGGCUAUCACAGGCCAAUUGGGCAUAAAGUCUCAAGGUAGAGCGGGUCUUCCAAUAACGGCUACCAAUCUUCGCAUCCAGGGCAAGGAUGUGCUACGCCUGCCCCCCUCCUCCAUCACCACAGACUCUAAAGGACAGACGGUGCUGCGAAUCACUCCUGACAUGAUGGCCACCCUAACCAAGUCCCCCCUCACCACCGUCAAACUCACCCCCGACAUGUUAGGCACUGCCACUACCAAGAGCAUAUCUGCUACUCUCCAUAUGACCCCACCCCACUCCACCUCCAGCCCAGCCUCCUCCUCGGGUGAAAUCCGGACCAGCAAGGCCUCCGCUGGCACCACCACCACCAUGUUGAAGACUGCAGGGGACACUAUCCGCCUGAUGCCCACCCUAGCAGUCACUAUGGCUGAGCAGAAGACCAGAACCUUCUCCACCGUCUCCUCGUCUGACUCGAAGAGUGGCACCACCAUACGGAUCAUGCCCGGCCUCGGGGUCAUCCCACAGAAACAGGGCCAAACCAUCACCAUGACAACCACCACUGGCAGCAAACCAGUCUCCACUGGAGCUGCCACUGUCACCAUAGCCACCAGCGGACUGGCCGGAGCUAAAGGGGUGACGGUAGGCUCUUCUGCCUCAGGUUCUCUGACUCUGGGAACAGCCACAGCUACUGUCCGCCAGGUCCCCGUCACAGCCACAGUGGUGUCCACACAACCAGGGAAGUUACCAGCUCGGUUCACAGUGCCUCUGUCUGUCCUCAGCCAACCACUGAAAAGCAAGAGUGUGAUGACCACGCCCAUACUGAAAGGAAACCUCAGUACCAAUAUCAGCAGCCUGGGAAGGAACAUCAUCCUCACCACCAUGCCUGCAGGCACCAAGCUGAUAGCUGGGAACAAGCCAGUCAGCUUUGUCACGGCUCAACAGUUACAGCAGCUGCAGCAGCAGGGACAGGCCACACAGGUGCGUAUCCAGACGGUGACAGCCCAGCAGCGCUCUGCAGCAUGCUCCCCCAAGUCAGUGUCCACUGUGGUAGUCACCACCUCACCCUCACCCAAACGGACCCCGGACCCACCACCACCAGCACAGUGACACGCAGUCCAUAAGCCAGCUACUGCUCUGUGCAGUGCCACCGCUCCAGAGGCAAGUGGUGCUUGGGAGCCAUAGCCCAACUCUGCUCUCUCAAUGUUUAGGAGGGCACGGAUGUCUGGAGAGUUUGCAGCAGAUGAACACAGGAGUAAUCCCAGGACAGCAUAUCACUAGACCAUUUAUAGACAGUGGUUUCACCUGACAUAUGUGUUGUGCAAGGCUAAGAUUCAGCAACACUAAUGAAAUAGACUGCAUUUAGGGAGUAAAUGUUAUUUAUAAUAAGAGUUACAUGGAGAAAAUUUGACCUCUUUGAAAAGAAAAUGGAUGGUUCUCCCUUCAGCAAAAUAUAUUUGACCUAAACCCUCCCUGAACACAAAAUAAUAAUAAAACGAAUUGGAUAGCAGAGAAAGUCUACAGUCUCACUUCUUGGACAGACCAGAGCCUUUGAUAUACAGUUUUAGAAAAGUAGGCAUAUGGCAUAACAUCUCAUACCCCCUCAAUUCGAGUUUUGGUUUUAACUUAGCCUACCUUCGUGUCAGUGAUGGGCUGUUAUUUAAAGAGUGCAUGGUGGGUUGAGGAAUUUACCGACAAAUCUAUGGAUAUAGCAGCCUAUAGCCUAAUUUCUUCUGUCAAACAGGUAAGCCUACCUCUUAUCUCUUAAAUAGGAAGAAAUAGGCUCCAACACAAAGCCCUCUUGUUAGUAAAGUUUAAUUAAAAUGAAUACGGUUCAAAUGAAUUAUGCCUACUCGAAUGUGUCUACUUUUAGCACCAUGAGCUGUCCAUUUCCGAUUGAUUGUGCCGCGGCUGCUGCUUCAAGUCUCAGCACCACAAUGUAAGUUACUUGAACCUGGCUUAUUAUUUAACUCUGAUAAAUAGGCCUACAGUGAGGGAAAAAUGUAUUUGAUCCCCUGCUGAUUUUGUACGU
Coregonus clupeaformis (lake whitefish) is the source of this 4874-nucleotide messenger RNA. RefSeq names its product nuclear factor related to kappaB binding protein (gene nfrkb). Gene Ontology annotation, cellular component: Ino80 complex. The record is from RefSeq and is a predicted model, not a curated record. The coding region runs from base 134 to 3952 and encodes 1272 amino acids. NCBI's taxonomy places the organism in Eukaryota, Metazoa, Chordata, Actinopteri, Salmoniformes, Salmonidae. Gene Ontology annotation, molecular function: protease binding. The transcript is spliced from 26 exons.